Messenger RNA from Cuscuta campestris, 1577 nucleotides. NCBI's taxonomy places the organism in Eukaryota, Viridiplantae, Streptophyta, Magnoliopsida, Solanales, Convolvulaceae. The record is from the annotation of a GenBank genome assembly.
AUAAAUACGGAAUAUAUUUUAUACUCGUUAUAAUUUGAUAUUUCAAAACUACGUUUCAAAUACAUUAAUACUCCGUAUUAUGUUUACAAUUGACUGAUUGAGCAUGUUUUAAACAUCUGCCGAAACACCAAAAAUUGUCACGGCCAAAACCAGUGCGCCACUAAAAGCUCAGAAUGCCUCGAAAGAACGAGCUAUGCCGGAAUUUCCUCAGCGGAAGCUGUCGUUAUGGUGCUCAUUGCAAGUUUCUUCAUGCAACCCAACAGCAGUCGAAACCGAACGUGUUUGGAUUUGGGAGCCAAAAUGGCUCACAAUCGCAGAGGACGAAUUUUCAGCAGCAGCAGCAGAGUCCCCCCAAUCCUUUUGGGUUUGGUGUUCAGAGUAACUCUCAGUCGAGAAGAGAUGAUAAUGCUGGACUGAAACAGAGUCAAUACAAGCCAUUUGAAAAUAAGUGGGUACGUGGAUCUGCAAACAAUAGUGCCCCUUCUACACGGCAACCAGACAAUCAGCAGGCAGCACCUACUCAUACCUGCACAGAUCCGGGGUCUUGCAAACGCCAAAUUGUUGAAGAUUUUCAAAAUGAGAAGCCUCUAUGGAAUCUUACUUGCUAUGGUCACCUCAAAAAUGGUCCAUGUGACGCCUUUGGUGAUGUUAGCUAUGAAGAGCUAAGGUCGGCAGCGUACGAAGAUGCUAAACGUGGAGUGAACUUACAAUCAAUUAUUGAGCGGGAGAGGAGUCUAAUUAGAUCCAAGUUAGCUGAAUUUGAUAGCCUCGUGCAUAAUCAUAAUCAUCAUUCAGUUCCAGCAAAUUCAACUUCUGGUUCACAGAGUUCUCUGUUUGGGGCCAGUCAAGCUGUCCCAACAAGUGCUCAAAGUCCUCCAUCUGCCUCAAGUUUUGGUCAGUUAGGCGCAUUAUUGAAUACAUCAGGGCUAUCAGCUCCUUCAAAUAGCAUUUCCCAGCAAUCAAAUCCCUUCGGUCAGAUUCCGGGUGCAAAUGGGCUGAAUAAUAAAAUGCCAUUUGGAAAUGGAGGCUUGUUUGGCAGUCAAGUUGGUGCUCCGUCAGCUCAGAGCCCCUUCACCUCCAGUCCGACAACUUUAAACAAUGCCCUAACUGGCGACAGGAACUCAUCUUCUACAUUUUCAUUUCCACAACUUUCUGGUUUCAAUGGACAACCAGCUGGCAAUACCGGCUCUAUGACGCAGAAGGUGCGUGCUGAUUUUGAAGAAAGCAUUUGGGCUAAGGAAUGGAAGAUUGGCGAGAUCCCAGAAGAAGCCCCCCCUCCCGAAUACGUCUUCUAGUGUGUGCUUUUACGGACCAACCCAACCCCCUUCCUUACUACUCCGCUGUUAUCUGCCUGCCUGCCUGGCUAUCUAUUCAUGUGCCAUCUAUACAUUACUAUGUUUUUAUCCUGGCCUUGGCACUGUGCAAUGCCACAACUUGACAUUGUAUAUCGGUGAUAUGCGGUGUUUUCGAUAUUGACACUCUUUGACAUUAUAUGUAAUAUUUUGGUGUAAAAGUAUUGAAAGUUCUAUUUUGGUGUGUUGAGCAUGUUUUGGUCUUAAUUAAGUCGGCAAGGUUUU